CGUCGUCCAGCUAAGCUCCCCCAAAGUGUCAAUGUCUGGUGGGGUCGUCCUCCCUGCCCCCAUAUAGUGCCCCCACCAGGGCGGCCACCGGCGGACCCGCCCACCACUCGCUCCGGUGCUGUGACCGUGUCUCUUCUCACAACCUCUCAUCAGCUUCCUCCGUUGCGAUCGGAGCCUCCGGGGCUCCAUCCGGCCAUGGCGAAGCUCGCCCCCUGCCUGCUCCUCGUCUUCUUCUUCGCCGCCGCGGCGUACCUGGCGGCGGCGGCCCUGACGGACGUGUCGGCGGCGCUGUCGUCGGACCCGGAGAACAAGUGCGUGUACACGGUGUACGUGCGCACGGGGUCCAUCUGGAAGGGCGGCACGGACUCGACGAUCGGGGUGACGCUGCUGGGCGCGGACGGGUCCGGCAUCCGGAUCGCGGACCUGGAGCGGUGGGGCGGCCUCAUGGGCGCCGGCCACGACUACUACGAGCGCGGCAACCUGGACAUCUUCAGCGGCCGGGGCCCCUGCAUGCGCCGGGCCCCCUGCGCCAUGAACCUCACCUCCGACGGCACCGGCCCGCACCACGGCUGGUACUGCAACUACGUCGAGGUCACGGCCACGGGGCCCCACCUCGGGUGCGCGCAGCGGCUCUUCACCGUCGAGCAGUGGCUCGCCACCGACGCGCCGCCCUACCGGCUCUACUCCACCGUCGACAAGUGCAGCGAGAAGAAGCGCCGGGAGGACGCCGAGGCCACCGCCGCGACCGCUGCCGCACUGUGAACCGAAGCUAGUUCCAUGGCUUCGAUCACCUGCUGCGUCUGCCCUGCGCCCCCUAUGUAAUUAUUGUGAUCUCGCUCAUCGGAUUGCUAGUAGUACAGGAGAAUAAAACUAGCUACCGUCUCUUCAGGCUCCCAUUGCUGCCGGGCUGGGAGCUCGUGUUUGACUCGGCUGAGGUUGUUCGUAUGUCUGCGUCAGUUGAUUUGCCUUUGGAUGCGGUCUCCUGCCACUUGGCAUUGGUUUCUCCGUGUCUGUCUAUUGUGAUUGUGAUUUUUUGGUAGUGUUGGCAGAAUCGAUCAAUGCAGGAACCUUUGCCCUGUUA
Molecule: messenger RNA, 1081 nt
Organism: Panicum hallii
Lineage: Eukaryota; Viridiplantae; Streptophyta; Magnoliopsida; Poales; Poaceae
Product: PLAT domain-containing protein 3-like
Exons: 2
Coding region: 196-762 (188 amino acids)
Molecular function (GO): protein binding
Source: RefSeq, a predicted model, not a curated record